This is a messenger RNA of Penicillium griseofulvum, 798 nucleotides long. RefSeq names its product 2-deoxyribose-5-phosphate aldolase. Gene Ontology annotation, cellular component: cytoplasm. The coding region runs from base 1 to 798 and encodes 265 amino acids. NCBI's taxonomy places the organism in Eukaryota, Fungi, Ascomycota, Eurotiomycetes, Eurotiales, Aspergillaceae. The transcript has a single exon. The record is from RefSeq and is a predicted model, not a curated record. Gene Ontology annotation, molecular function: deoxyribose-phosphate aldolase activity. Gene Ontology annotation, biological process: deoxyribonucleotide catabolic process; carbohydrate catabolic process.
AUGAGCGCCAUCCCCUCAACAGACGCCGAAUGGGCGGAGAAGAUAGCCAACAUGAAGCAGCAGCUGCCCAGACGUUCACUGUCCCAGGCGCCAAUUCCAACACAAAUCCACCGCACAAUAGACCACACCCUCCUAGCGACUCCAAUCGAUCCUUCACAGAUCGACACCCUGUGCAAAGAAGCUCUUGAAUACGACUUCGCUGCCGUAUGCGUGCGAUUGGAGCACGUUGCCCGCGCCGCAAGUCACGUCAAGGGCACCAAUACAGCGCUCGCAUGCGUGGUCGGCUUCCCCGAGGGCACGCACCCAACAGCCGAGAAAGUUCGCGAAGCGAAAGAGGCCGUUGCGCAGGGCGCCACAGAACUUGACAUGGUGAUCAGGUACCCUCUGCUGAAGGAGGGUCGGUACACGGAAGUGUACGAGGAUGUUCUUGCGGUGCGCAAAGCCGCGCCGGCGCCGGUUACCCUCAAGGCGAUUAUAGAGGCGUCUCUGCUUGAUGACGCACAGAUCCUCGCUGCGACGAUCGUGUCGUGCUUGGCUGGUGCGGACUAUGUCAAGACUAGCACGGGCUGGAAUGGCGGUGCCACUGUUGACCAGGUUAGGUCUAUGCGCUUGGCGGCGGAUAUGUGUGGGUGCUCUUGCUUGAUCAAGGCUAGUGGCGGUAUACGCAAUGCUGAGGCUCUGUUGCGCAUGCUUAAGGCUGGAGCGUUCCGCAUUGGAACUAGUGCUGGGACUAGUAUUAUGAAAGAGAUUGAUGAGGGAGAGAUUCUGGAACAGGGAUGUGGUCAUGCGGUGGCUUGA